Cynara cardunculus var. scolymus (artichoke) is the source of this 1871-nucleotide messenger RNA. Its product is annotated as serine/threonine-protein kinase BSK5-like. The record is from RefSeq and is a predicted model, not a curated record. Lineage: Eukaryota; Viridiplantae; Streptophyta; Magnoliopsida; Asterales; Asteraceae. The transcript has 10 exons. Gene Ontology annotation, molecular function: protein kinase activity; ATP binding; protein binding. Bases 230 to 1726 code for a protein of 498 amino acids. Gene Ontology annotation, biological process: brassinosteroid mediated signaling pathway; protein phosphorylation.
AUCCCUGGAUUACAGAAAUAUCACUGUUGUUUUUAUCCCAUCAUCAUCACUCCUAACGUCUCUCACUUAAUCAUUCGUCUUUAUGCAAAUCACAGAAACCCAUUUCAUUCUUCAAAACCUUUUGAUACUUUCAAAGAGAGAGAGAGGUGAUCAGACGUUAAAGCAUCUGCUUCUGCAAUCAAUCCUUUCUCUCCCAUAACAACUGAAAGUGUUUUCUUCAACUAACACCAUGGGAGCUUGUUGUUCUUGUUCUUGUUCUUCAUUUUCUUUAUGUGGGUGGCGUCAUUUGAAAUCCAAGAAGGGUCCUCGUUCCGCUGAUCUGGAGAAUCGCGGUGGGGAGAAUGAUGUGAAGUGGCCGUGUUUUAAGGAGUUCAAGUUAGACGAGCUUAGAGCUGCAACUGGUGGGUUUUCUGUUGAGAAUGUUGUGUCUGAGCAUGGUGAGAAGGCGCCCAAUGUUGUGUAUAAAGGGAAGUUAGCAGAUGGUGACCGUUUGAUCGCGGUUAAGCGGUUUAACAAGUCAGCUUGGCCUGAUACUCGUCAAUUCCUUGAUGAAGCAAAAGCAGUUGGGCAUCUUAGGAGCCAAAGGUUGGCAAAUUUGUUGGGAUGCUGCUGUGAAGGAGAUGAGAGAUUGCUGGUGGCAGAGUUCAUGUCCAACGAGACUUUAUCCAAGCAUCUAUUUCAUUGGGAAAGCCAACCACUGAAAUGGGCUAUGCGUUUACGGGUGGCACUGUAUUUGGCACAAGCAUUAGAGUAUUGCAGUAGCAAAGGGCGAUCCCUGUACCAUGAUCUCAACGCUUACAGGGUAUUGUUUGAUCAGGAUUGCAAUCCCAGGCUCUCAUGCUUCGGCCUAAUGAAGAAUAGCCGAGAUGGAAAAAGCUACAGUACCAACUUAGCUUUCACCCCUCCAGAAUAUAUGAAGACAGGUAGAGUAGUAGCAGAAAGUACAAUUUACAGCUAUGGCACCAUACUUCUUGAUCUUCUCAGCGGAAAGCACAUUCCCCCUAGCCAUGCACUGGACUUGAUACGUGAGAAAAAUUUCCAGAUGCUAAUGGAUUCGUGUUUAGAGGGUCAUUUCUCUAAUGAUGAUGGUAGUGAGUUGGUAAGGAUAGCUUCACGAUGCUUGCAAUAUGAACCUCGUGAAAGGCCGAAUGCAAAAUCUAUUGCGACUUCCCUCGCUGCUCUUCAGAAACAAAUAGAGGUGUCAUCCCUUGUCUUGAUGGAAAUUACUCAUGAAUCCCCAAUGGCAAAUGCAACAGAAACGGACUUAUUAUCACCGUUUGGGGAAGCUUGCUCGAGAAUGGAUCUAACUGCCAUACACGAGAUGCUGGAAAAGGUUGGAUACAAGGACGAUGAAGGGGUUCCAAAUGAGCUCUCAUUCCAAGUGUGGACAAGUCCGUUACAGGAUGCUUUGAAUGGUAGAAAACGUGGGGACACUGCUUUCCAAGCCAAGGACUUCAAUGCUGCCAUUGAAUCAUACACGACUUUCAUCGAGAAUGGAGCGAUGGUUUCGCCAACGGUGUAUGCCAGACGGUGUUUGUGCUACUUGAUGAACAACAAAGCACAAGAAGCUCUGGGAGAUGCAAUGCAAGCCCAGGUGACAUCGCCGGACUGGGCGACCGCACUUUAUCUCCAAGCUGCUGCUCUGUUUGGCCUAGGAAUGGAGAACGAUGCUCGUGAAAUGCUUAAAGAUGGCUCGACGUUGGAGGCCAAAACAAAAAGAAACUGAAUCUUUUUUAGGUUUUUGCUUUCGAUUUUGAAUAUGAUUGUAAAUAUAGACUCAAUCCGAUGACUGGGUUUGUGCACAAAAAGGAUUGAAUUUGUAUGUUCCUCACAGGCUGCCAAGGUUGUGGAAUGAUAAGGUGUUUCUCAAA